This is a messenger RNA of Protobothrops mucrosquamatus (brown spotted pit viper), 1028 nucleotides long. It is a transcript of the gene ABHD11, whose product is annotated as abhydrolase domain containing 11. The record is from RefSeq and is a predicted model, not a curated record. Bases 65 to 994 code for a protein of 309 amino acids. Gene Ontology annotation, cellular component: mitochondrion. NCBI's taxonomy places the organism in Eukaryota, Metazoa, Chordata, Lepidosauria, Squamata, Viperidae. The transcript is spliced from 6 exons.
GUAGAGCCAGGCUACGUUCUAAUUUUAGUCUCUUUGUCACCUUGGUGACCGCUACGCCCGGCCAAUGAUGCUUCGUGCUCUUGGCUUUCCGCGUUCUCCUUUUCGCUGGAUGCGGGCCCAGACACUCCGAUGCCGCCUCGCUAUCACAGCCCGGGAAAGAAAGGGUCUCGCCAGCCGCGCCAUGAUGCCAGUGCCUCUCUCCUAUGCCAUUUUUGAUGGACCAUCAUCAGAUCCUCCACUUGUUUUCUUGCAUGGGCUGUUUGGAAGCAAAUCCAAUUUUUCAUCCCUCGUAAAAAAGUUAGUGCUCCAAACUGGUCGCAAGGUGCUAACAAUAGAUGCCCGCAACCAUGGGGAUAGUUCCCAUAGCCCCAUCAUGACCUAUGAAGCAAUGAGUGCUGACGUCCAUCUCAUUCUGAAACAGCUACAUCUCAGUAGGUGUGUCUUAAUUGGCCACAGCAUGGGCGGCAAGACAGCUAUGGUAUUCGCACUACAAUGGCCAGAACUGGUGGAGCGCUUAGUGUGUGUUGACAUCAGUCCUAGCCCAACAAAAGAUGUCAGUGGCUUUCAGGAGUUCAUUGCUGCCAUGAAAGCAGUGGAUAUCCCUAAAGGUAUUCCUCGUUCCACUGCACGUCGUAUGGCUGAAGAACAACUGCGCCCAACUAUUCAGGAGCCAACUAUCCUCUACUUUCUACUUACUAACCUAGUGAAUGCUGAGGACCAAUUUGUAUGGCGCGUGAAUCUAGCGGCCAUUUCACAACAUCUGAAUGACCUCAUGAGUUUUCCUGACUUCCAGACAUCUUAUUUAGGCCCUACUCUCUUUCUUGGGGGUUCCAAAUCUGGCUAUAUUAGUUCCAAUAACUACUCUGAGAUCAAGCGUCUCUUUCCUGAUGCUGAAAUCCAGCAUAUUCCCAAUGCAGGGCACUGGGUUCAUGCGGAUCAACCCCAAGAAUUCAUCACUGCCAUUUGCAACUUUCUUGCACUCCAUCCACUGUAAGAUUUCUGAACAGAUCUAUGCAAACUAUCCUCUC